AUGGCGGUUGGUUAUAUACUCUUAUGCGCCUUCCUUCUUCGAACCUUUUGGUAUGUAUUGCCCCCUAACUAUAGAUCAGAUCCACCAGACAAGAAACUCAAUUCCGCACUGCUGCUGAGUCGUCGGACUUAUCCACCAAGGGAUUCGUGGAAUUUCUCGCCCUCUUUUGGGUAUGCAGGUACUAAGAGUCCUCUCACUACCAACCAGCAGACAUCAUCUGGCUGGGUCUUGCCGGGGAGAUCGGAGCAACAGGGAACGCCUAGACGACGUUUUUCUUCCUGGGCUGCAGUAAGUAGAUCGAGAGGUCGUUCCGCCCCUUGUCCCCGAAUAUGGGGAAUAUGUUCUCAUAAAAUCUUGCUCCAAUCUGACCUAGCUGGCGAGCGAUCCCAGUUCGCGACAGAGAACAAGACAGCAAGCGAGCGUACUUUUGUUCGCUUCUUCUCCACCAAGCACGGAAGUUUAAGGAUAACUGUAGGUCGGUGGCUACCUAAGGAAACUCCGAUUCGAUCCGCCCCCCGGCUGGGAGGCAUCUACCUCAUCCCGAUCACAAGGAGAGGUUCACUAUGAUGGGGGUACUUUUUUUCCCUUAAGGAAAAAAUGAAAUGCAUAGGGGACCAUCCUUUUGUUGCGGCAUGCUCCUCAGAUUUACGGAUUCGCAGGGGGCCUCAGGCCCUACUUAGUUUCGCAAGCCUUUGUCAUUGUCAGUCAACUAAGUAGGGCCUUUUCCUUUUUGUUUGAAUAACCCAUUCUCAUUAUCUUUAAUAAGUAAAGUAGGCAAACCUAUAGGUCCUUAGUAGCGUUGACAAAGAAGAAGGAGCCGUUUAAAAGAAAGCGAAUCUUUCCAUUUUUCUUAUAAUUAUAUAAUAAUAUAAAAUAGAAAGAAAUUUCUUAUUAUUAUAUAUAGGCCAGCUUGACAAGCAACCCUUC
Molecule: messenger RNA, 927 nt
Organism: Nicotiana tabacum (common tobacco)
Lineage: Eukaryota; Viridiplantae; Streptophyta; Magnoliopsida; Solanales; Solanaceae
Source: RefSeq, a predicted model, not a curated record